AUGGCGCAGAAUGGUGGCAGUGCGGGUCCCGAGAUAUCUCGGGUGCUUCUUUCCGUGGGAGGUGGAGGAGGUAUCAGCGAAAUACUUUUGCUCAGUCCAAAACAUGCUAAAAAGAAAGACACAACCUUACAGACAACCAGGCUGCCCAGAAGCAAUAUUUUGGAUAAGGUGCAGAAUUUUCUACCCCAGAUGGCUAGUGCAAAUAAUCAGCUGAGAAGAGAAAUGAACAGCAAACCUAGCCAAGAGUUUGACAUUGAACAUGUAGAUUCUUUGAUGGAAAAAAUAAUUGAAAUGAAUGUGGCCUUAGUAGAACUGAAUGACUGUGAUACAACAGAAUCAGAAGAUGAUUCGGAAUGUGAGGAGAGCUCUACCUAUGAAGAAGUUACCGAAGAAAAUAUUAAGUUUCCUUUGUCAAAAAGAGAAGGACGAAUAGAAAUGUUGGACGGUAAAAACUGAGUAGGUGAAUUGGCCUUAUUUUCCUGCCAUUUCAAUAUCUACAUGUAAUCCUCAUUUUUUCAAGGCCUCUGGGAAAGUUGUGCUGUGUACUACUAAUAAGCUUGUGUACUUGAUAUAUGGAGAGGUGUAAAAAAAAUCCGUUGUAGGUCUGCUAUCAAGUCAGAAGAAAUUAAUGAGGAUUUCAUUUGUAAAAUUGAGGGGAAAGCAGAAAAAAUAGUUGGACCAGACAGAAACAAAAGAAUAAUAGCUAUGAACUAUUUAUGAUUUAAUCUGUAAUAACAUUACAGAUUACUACCAAUUCUUGGGUACAUAGAGAUCAAAGAAAAUGUCUGUGGAAAACAGAUAAUUUACUCUAGAUUGUUUCAAUUACAAAGUAUUUGGGCUGGUGACCCACUGUUAUAUGUUAAUAGUAGUGGUCUUCCAAAUGAACUACAUUCCUAACUCCCAGGUCUGGUUGGGAUUCAAGCUCAUUUGUUUACACCACAGGUUACUCACCUUGCAUAAACUGUCCUUUAAGGUCAAGGUAAAAGAAUUGUGUUAGACUGAAAUAUAUUUUUGUGGAUAAGCAGCAUUCAUAAUGGAGAAUGAGGAAUGCCAUUGGGAACCCAGUAUAUUUUAAAGGUCCAAAAUAUGCUACAAAUCAAAUUGGGAGUUUAUAAUCCCAGCCAGUUUGAGAUCACAUUACAUCUUUGAAAUUAAAAUAUGCCUUGUAUUCUCAUAAAGUUUAUUU
Molecule: messenger RNA, 1186 nt
Organism: Pantherophis guttatus
Lineage: Eukaryota; Metazoa; Chordata; Lepidosauria; Squamata; Colubridae
Source: RefSeq, a predicted model, not a curated record